AUAUCUGAAAUUGCAAAAGAAGCUGAAACAGAAAGAAAAGCAGAAGCUGAGAAGGCUGAUAUGGAAGAUGGUGAGAAACAAGACAAAGCAAAGGAAGUACAAUCUGAGCAGCUAGAAGAGGGGAAAAUGAAGAAAAAGAAGCGAAGGCAUGGACAAAAAAUUGAGAAACCGGAGGCUGUUAUGGCUAACUUCUUCAAAGCUUUGGAAAUCUAUCAAACAAAAAUGCUUGUGACAGAAGAGCCUCUUGAUGAAGUAGAGGAAGACUCUAAUCUCUGGAACUCUUUUGAUGAAGAGGAAGAGGAGGAGGGCAUGGUGUUUUUUGUUUUAGAAGAAAGCACAGGUUACAUGGCACCUGCUCUCAGAGCACUGGCAGUUGUUCAUACUGUCAUCUCCUUUGUCUGUGUGAUCGGAUACUAUUGCUUAAAGGUCCCUCUAGUUGUAUUCAAGAGAGAAAAGGAGGUAGCUAGAAAGCUGGAAUUUGAUGGACUAUACAUAACUGAACAGCCAUCUGAAGACGAUAUUAAAGGACAAUGGGAUCGCCUGGUUAUAAACACUCCGUCCUUUCCAAACAAUUACUGGGACAAAUUUGUAAAACGGAAGGUUAUUAACAAAUAUGGAGACUUAUAUGGAGCAGAGCGCAUAGCAGAACUUUUGGGUUUGGACAAAAGUGCCCUUGAUUUUAGUCCAGUGGAAGAGAGCAAACCAGAAGAGGCGUCCCUUGUAUCAUGGUUAAGCUCCAUUGAUACAAAGUACCACAUUUGGAAGCUCGGAGUUGUUUUCACUGAUAAUUCGUUUUUAUACUUAGCUUGGUACACGACUAUGUCCAUCCUUGGGCACUACAACAACUUCUUCUUUGCUGCUCAUCUGCUGGAUAUUGCUAUGGGUUUCAAGACACUGCGAACCAUUUUGUCUUCAGUCACUCACAAUGGCAAACAGCUUGUGCUUACUGUGGGACUCCUCGCUGUAGUAGUGUAUCUCUACACUGUUGUGGCGUUCAACUUCUUCCGCAAAUUCUACAAUAAAAGUGAAGAUGAAGAUGAACCAGACAUGAAAUGUGAUGACAUGAUGACGUGUUACCUGUUCCAUAUGUAUGUGGGCGUAAGAGCUGGUGGCGGCAUUGGAGAUGAAAUUGAGGAUCCUGCUGGAGACCCUUAUGAAAUGUAUCGAAUUGUCUUUGACAUCACAUUUUUCUUCUUUGUCAUUGUUAUCCUGCUGGCCAUUAUUCAAGGUCUGAUCAUUGAUGCUUUUGGUGAAUUAAGAGACCAGCAAGAACAAGUGAGAGAAGACAUGGAGACCAAAUGUUUUAUUUGUGGAAUCGGCAAUGACUAUUUUGACACAACCCCACAUGGCUUUGAAACACAUACUUUGCAAGAACACAACUUGGCAAACUACCUGUUCUUUUUAAUGUAUCUCAUUAACAAGGAUGAAACUGAGCAUACUGGCCAGGAGUCAUUUGUGUGGAAGAUGUACCAAGAAAGAUGUUGGGAUUUUUUCCCAGCAGGGGACUGCUUCCGGAAACAGUAUGAGGAUCAACUUGGCUAA
Balearica regulorum gibbericeps (East African grey crowned-crane) is the source of this 1542-nucleotide messenger RNA. The record is from RefSeq and is a predicted model, not a curated record. Lineage: Eukaryota; Metazoa; Chordata; Aves; Gruiformes; Gruidae.